Folsomia candida is the source of this 2108-nucleotide messenger RNA. RefSeq lists its product as uncharacterized. The coding region runs from base 562 to 1791 and encodes 409 amino acids. Lineage: Eukaryota; Metazoa; Arthropoda; Collembola; Entomobryomorpha; Isotomidae. The transcript is spliced from 5 exons. The record is from RefSeq and is a predicted model, not a curated record. Gene Ontology annotation, molecular function: ubiquitin protein ligase binding. Gene Ontology annotation, biological process: proteasome-mediated ubiquitin-dependent protein catabolic process; regulation of proteolysis. Gene Ontology annotation, cellular component: cytoplasm; nucleus.
CAUUACAUCUUGAUGCCGCAGCAUUUCAUACCCGCAGGUCCGAUCUUGUGCAUGCAAAAGUUGAAGCUGGAGUUACAUAUUUUGCUGAUAUUCGGGAAAUACGCAAUCCAUUAACGUUAUUAUUUCAUCGCAGCGAAUAUUUUUUAUAAACUGGAAUUUUUCACGAAAAUUUCUCCGUACACUCUUAAAAAUAAUGUUAACCUUUUCAAAAGUAAUUGCGUUUGCAAUUCUACAUUGAAUAAACGUUACUAAAUUCUGAGUAAGUUUAAAAGGAGAAAGGAAGUUUAAAAGGUUACUCUGGGUUUAGUAUGAUUUUAAUACCAAUUUUGCGUAUCAAUCUCAAAAAUAUUUAUUCUCAAAAAUCACCAAAUGACGAUGCAAGUGUGGCAUCGAAAGCUUGUAAUAAAUUGGUUUAUAUCAAAAACCAUGUUUCCCGAGCAUUCGUAUGAUUUACUUAACAUAAAACUUCAUUUGCAUUUGAAAAGGUUACAUUAUUUUUAAGAGUGUACCUAAAAAAUCUUGUGAAUUCAAGUAUUUAUAACUGGAACAUAAAUAUUUAAAAUGUUGAAAAUUUCCUGCUCGUCUGUAAAAUUUAAGUUGGAACGGGUGCUAAGAAUAGGACAAAAUGAGCCCUCAUCGUCAACUGGUUCCCUCCAGAGCAAAUUUAUUUUUCGAGGAUGUCCAUCAACAAUUGACACCAAGUCCAGAGUUCGAAAUCAACCUGAACAAAAUGCAAGUACUAUAAACGGUGCAAAUAGGUUCCUGCAAGGGCUGACGCUGGACGUGUUUCAUUCCGCCGGAAGUCUGGACGUCGAACUACGUCUAUACUCUGAUCCUGCAAGUUCGAGUUGGAACUUUGCUUUGGGAUGCAGCUACUGUAACAACACUAGUAGAGCUGCACCCGAUCGCGUCCGUCUCGAAGAGAUCAGAGAUGUUCAGAUAAACACAUAUUUCGAGAAUGAUUCGGGAAGUUCUUCAACCUUUAGUGUUCGUGGGGAUCCAUCAAAGUGUCCUUUUCCUAACGCUCUCUGUCCAUGCAAUAAUGCUGCCAAUACGUUUUGUCUGAGAAGGCCACUCUGUCGACUCAGCAUUUUCGAGAAGUACAUCCAAGAAACCAACAAUGGCGACCAGUUUGUACUUUGCUGCUUUGCAAGUGUCAAUUUUUGCACGGAACCACAUGUCGUGUCGGAAAAAGAUUUUGAAGAACCACUCACCCUGCUGAACACCAUGAUGGAGAAAAAACGGUCAACCUGUGCCGAUUAUGAGGAUAAGGAUAUCACACUCAUCUGCGCCAGUACUGGGACAGAAUUCCCUUGCCAUAAGUUCAUUCUUUCGGCACAAAGUGAUGUCUUCGUGGCUAUGUUUGCGUCAGGAAUGAUGGAGACGGAGAUGAACAAGGUAGCUCUGACGGGCGUUCAGGACGAGACGAUGGAUGCUCUGCUGAGCUACAUGUACAGAGGGAGCUUGCAAGUACCGUAUUCUAGAAGUGACGUAGCCCUUGAGCUACUUCAACUGGCACAUCAGUACGAAAUUCAUUCAUUGGUCGAAAAACUUUUGAAAAUUUUGGACAAUGAGGAAUUAGAGAAGAUUUCGGUUUCCACGGCAAUCAAGAUGUUUGCAUUUUGUAUAAAGUUGCAAGAUUUAUCUGAAUUUUCAGGAUUGAUGAAGAAAUCGGUUGUCAUUAUUAAAAGCAAUGGUGAAACUUUAGAAGAUCAUCCAGACUUUGGAGACCUCUUUCUGGAAAAUCCAUCCCUUGCGAAGCAACUGUCUGUCAAACUUUGCAACACGUGAGGUACACACAUAAUUUUCCUGCUAAAAAUGCUGAACUGCUUUUAAAAACUGCUCUGACUAUCAGUGUCAAUUAAAUGUUCCAAGUUCCCUAGUGUACCAAGUCAAUAAUUACAAUUACUUACAAUUACUUAGUUUAUGAAAAAUAAAUGAGUAAUUAAAUCAUGCAUAUCAAAAUUUGGGGCAAAUAUUCCGGGGGGGAUUUACUCAUAAGAACGGUGCGUCCUUCUUUAGUUGUCAUAUACGCAUCAAUUUAUAAAUAAUUCUGGGAGUGAUUUUUUUGUUCAAAUGAAUACAAAAUAAAUCGCGUCUUUUUGAAA